CUCACGACCUACAGCUCCAGCGAGUUCUUGAGAGCCUCUUCGUCCCCUUUCCCUUCCUUCCUUCCUUCCUUCCUUCCUUCCCUAUCUUCAUUUUCCCAAGAACCACACCUCCGUCCACCGACCGACCAAUAAACAAAAAAACAAACAAAAAUGUCAGUCCGAACACUGACAUCCCGCCAUCUGUUGACCCCUCUCUCCCGCCUCUCUCGCCCAUAUUCCUCCUCCACCAAAAGCACCCUCCCGCCAACCAAGCGUCUCCUCCAAACCGCCACCUCUCCAAACACUAGCAUCCCCUUCCCGCCCGGCCUAUCAGUCCCCGCUGCCCCCGCCCCCACCACUGUACCCACAAAAAAAACACUCCGCCCCCGUAAAUCCGCGAUAACCCUCACCCCCUCCGCCACUCAGCACCUCCGUUCCCUUCUCGCGCAGCCAACACCCCAGCUGAUUCGUAUCGGCGUCAAGAACCGCGGCUGCUCGGGCCUCGCAUACCACCUCGAGUACGUCGACCGCCCCGACAAGUUUGACGAGGAGGUGGUGCAGGACGGGGUUAAAGUGCUCAUCGAUUCCAAGGCGCUCUUUAGCAUCAUUGGCAGCGAGAUGGAUUGGGUGGAGGAUAGAAUCAGUGCGAGGUUUGUGUUUCGGAAUCCGAAUAUUAAGGAGCAGUGUGGUUGUGGGGAGAGUUUUUCGGUUGGUUAGAUUAGGACAAACAAUAUUGGAAAUUGGGAUUCUGGCUUAGAUUGGGCAGAUUGGUGGAUUACGGCCGGAAGUGGGCCUCUGGUUAGAUUACCUUGUUUUUUUUCUUUCCUUCAUUCUCUUCAUUCUCUAUUCACUGGCUUUGUUAAAAGCGGGCACUUCCUCUUCUGCUUUUUCUUCCCGGGUUGGCUGUUUCUUUCCAC
This is a messenger RNA of Tuber melanosporum (Perigord truffle), 896 nucleotides long. RefSeq lists its product as uncharacterized. The transcript is spliced from 2 exons. Gene Ontology annotation, molecular function: 2 iron, 2 sulfur cluster binding. Bases 151 to 696 code for a protein of 181 amino acids. Gene Ontology annotation, cellular component: mitochondrion; cytoplasm. The record is from RefSeq and is a predicted model, not a curated record. Gene Ontology annotation, biological process: iron-sulfur cluster assembly. Lineage: Eukaryota; Fungi; Ascomycota; Pezizomycetes; Pezizales; Tuberaceae.